AUGGCAUGCAGUAAGGAAUUACAACUCCCAAAAAAAUGGUCAAAAUACCACCACGAUAGUGUGAAUGAAGCCAUAGACCCAGAAUUAUUCGAUGAAGAAGAGUGUUUUAAGUGGAUAGUCGCUCUCGGCUUGUGUGACAGGCACAUUGCCAAAAAAUACGUCGCGUCUGCUGGACCAUAUCUCCUCAUGCGUUGCACCGUUGCAGUUAUUCCAAACAAUUCGUUGUGCAGGGAAGUAUUCAAGCUCUUUGUCAAUUUGUCGACCAGUAUAUUCAUCAGCGACGACAAAAAGGAAACAUUCAGUCAAAUUGAGAUGCGCCAACUCUGCGACGCCUUUCAAAUGUUGGAUAGACAACUUUGUGAGCAAUUUCCCCGACUCCCAACUCUUGCUGAAAUGAAGCAGUCGUUGAGGAAGAAGGGUACUGACGAGAAGUUAAUACCACAAGUUUUGGAACUGAUGGAUUUUACAAACUCCGUAGUAAAAUCCCUUCUUUAG
Molecule: messenger RNA, 495 nt
Organism: Paramuricea clavata
Lineage: Eukaryota; Metazoa; Cnidaria; Anthozoa; Malacalcyonacea; Plexauridae
Source: the annotation of a GenBank genome assembly